CUGAAGAAACUGGAGCACGCGCUUCUCUCGGACGCCAUCACCCUCGUGACGUCAUCGUACUCCAAGCUGACGUCAACGAGCACCAGUCACACACCCAAGACCUUUAGAGAAGAGCUGAACAGGAUCAUGAGACAGAAUGGCGUUGUGGGCGCCACGGGUCAGCUGUCCUUUGACAGUCAGGGAAAGAGAAGCAACUUUACUUUGAACAUCACUGCCAUUGGGGGCGCCGAGUACAACACGAUUGGUGAGUGGGUUUCUCGGGUGGAAAUCUUUGAUACCCGCUUGAGACUUAACGCCCAGAACAACGGAAAUCGUUCCACGCCGUUUCCACUCAAAGGUCGAGUGGCUAAGGUCGUCAUGAUCGAGGAGCGCCCAUUCACCAUGCUGAAGCGAGAUCACAUUUCCCGGAAGGGCAACGACAGGUUCCAGGGGUUCGCUGUCGAUCUUAUCGAUGAGAUCGCGCGAAUGCUCGACUUUGAAUACGAGAUUUACCUGGUGCAUGACGGGAACUUCGGCUCCAAAAAGUCUAAUGGCGAAUGGAACGGGAUGAUCGGAGAGCUUCUGGCAGGGAACGCCACCAUGUCGGUGGCUCCACUCAGCAUCAACUCGGACCGUGAGGAGGCCGUGGACUUCACCAAGCCCUUCAUGACCCGCUACAUCAGCGUCCUGAUGAGGCUGCCGCGGCGUGAGACGUCAUACUUUGAGUUUCUGAACCCGCUGUCGCCGAUCGUGUGGAUCUGCACGAUGUGCUCCUUUGUCGUGGUGUCGAUCGUGCUGUACAUGCUGGAGCGCAUUGGCACGGCCCCAGCACGCGCCGACGGCCCCUUGCAGCAGCGCGCACCUCAGAUCACCAUCCGCGAGGCCUUCUGGUUCAUCUUUGGCUCCCUGCUGCAGGGCAACACGGACUCCUCGCCCUCCACCAUUCCAGGCCGCAUUCUGACCAGCGCGUGGUGGUUCUUCGCCUUGAUCCUCAUCUCGUCCUACACGGCCAACCUGGCGGCCUUUCUAACCGUCAAGAAGAUCAACACACCGAUCAAGUCAGUCACGGACCUCGCCCAACAGAACAAAAUCAAGUAUGGGACAGUCAAGUCCAGUGGAGUCAUGUCCUUCUUCAAGAACACCAAAAUCGAGCAUUUUGCCAAGAUGUGGGCCCAGAUGUCCGAGAUCGAGCCGGACUCCAUGGUGGACAACACGAGUGUGGGUUUUAUGCAGGUCAAGGAGCAGGACUACGCCUUCUUCUGGGACACCACCGUCAACAAAUACCACACCAUCGUCGACUGCGACCUCAUGGAGAUAGGCCCGCCCUUUGACCCCAAAGGCUUUGGCAUAGGCGUGCCGCCUGGCGCCACCUACAGGGAGGAGUUGUCCAUGGCUAUACUAAAGCUCAGCGACAGAGGACGCUUGCACGAACUGGAGACGAGGUACUGGGGCAACCGGAACUGCCCCGACCUGUCGAAGCCCUCAUCAGACGAGACGAGCGAGCUUCAGAUUGAAAACGUCGCUGGCGUCUUCUUCAUCCUCGUUGGCGGAAUUAUCAUCGCUGCUGUGGUCUGCCUGGGCGAGUACGUGGGACACGCUCUGCUGCGCGCCUCCAAGCUGGAAACCAAGGGUCCCGAAAAUGGCUACGGAACAGGUGAAGCCUUUCUUUGAUGUGGUUACUUCCUGCUCACCUGAUUUUAGAAACGGAAAACUAAAAUCCUGCAAGGACUGUGCCAAUGGUGAGAGCUGACUUCACAACAACAAGAGCCUGUGUGAUUUAAUUGCCACGUUCCUAAAUAUUCAUCACAACUUUCGUUAUGCGCCUCUUCUUGGUUUUCUUCGUCUGCUGGGUGAUGACUGAUUCUGUUCUCAAAAAUCACUUCACUGGAACUGGUUCCUAUGGGCGCAUAACUUUUCUUCCUGCUUUCACGAGUGCUACGAGGCGUACAGCAAUAAGUGGAUUCUAUUUAUUAACUGCACUGAAUUUCUAGAUGUCCGUGGUAAUGCAUUUUCUAAAUGAGUCACAAAGCUCACCAACACAAAAUGGUGUAGAUGAGUUUUUCAGUGAACUCUUGGUCAAUUUUUUCCAAGCUGUACAAGAUUUGUUUUGAGAAUUAAUUCCUUGACUGGUUACUUUUUUAUACACAUGAUUAGAAAAUCAUUUUAGGAGUUAAAUUUUUAAUAUCUAAAGAAAGUAGUAAUUGACAGAAAUUCCUUCCUACUUAGCUGCAUGCAUGUAUGCAUUUAUUAAAGUCUCACACUCGCAGUUGUGCAAUCACGAAUAAUGUAUAAAUGUAUGUAUUUUUUCCUCUGCGCGUGCUUGUGUGUGAUCUGUGUGUUUAUGUAUACUCGUGUGCUCACAUUCGUGUGUGUGUGUGCUUCUGUGUUUGCGCGAGCACUUUUGAUAGUUGUGUCUCACAGAUGUCUGAAUCAUUAUCAUGCUCGUAUGAUUGGUGAUAGUGAGGCAUUUAAAGUGUGUGAAUGUAUUUUUAAUAUUGUCACAAAUGUGCCGAUUUCCUGUACAUAUUUGUAAAUUAUCAAUGUAGAACUUACAAACUACAAUGAACUAUUUCAAACUGUUUGCUCACAUUCUUCGUAAAGAAAUAAACUAGAAUAUUUCUUAUAACCAUUUUCAAAGAAAUUGUGAAUUGUGUGGGGGAAAAGAAGAAAUUUUUUAUGUUUACUCGAGUAAUCAGUAAUGUGUUCAUAUGUGCAUCGCAAUAAUUUUCUAGUCAUCGCCUUCAGUCCCACUUUAGUUGACUUUGGCUCUGAAAUGGCGAACACAAUUUGCUAAUGUUAAAUAUAUACGUACGUACAUACAGACAGGCUGCAGGGUAAGUGUAACGUAUUCUUCAUUCAGUCCAUUGGGUCGAGUCGAACAAUGCAUACAUUUCGUCGCUUGCUCUCUUCUAUCAUUUUGCCUCAUGUCAAGAGCACACAACCCUUGUAGUCUUGUCUCGUCGUUCUUGACGGAUUACUUCCCUUACAGCUGGAGUGCACGUUUGUGUAGUUAACUUGCAUGCAAACUGUAUGUGCGAUACCUGUAAAAAAAAAAAACACCUCUGUCCAGGUCUGGGGUUUUUUUCGAUUUUAUUCAUGGACCUUUCUUUUUUUGUGGUUAUGCCAUGUAACUAUACUUGAACCGUGAAUCUGUGAAAAACUUUGACAUGUACAGCAUCAGGUAUUUAUAACAUGCACAGUUGCAAUGUACCUGACUGUACUUUUCAGAGUAAAGCGAGUAGUGCUCAGGAUGGUGUCCAAAUAUCCACACACAUGCUAAUGUUUGACUAAUACACGGAUUGUUGGGUUAAACUCUACUUCGGACAGUUUUUCAUAUAUAUAUAUGUGUGACACACACAUAUGUGCCCGUAUGUACACCAACUCUCCCAACUUUUUAUCUGCCUACAGAAGGCGUGCAAGUUGAUUGCACAUUCUUGUACCUCUGAUCAAGUAACAUCACAUGUAAACAGACGGCGUGGAAUCCUCCCCUGAGAAGCUGAAAUGUCCGGAAGUUUCAGCACCAUCAGAUGUAAUUUUUCUCCUUCUCUUCAUCAAACAUCAGCGCUUGUGGAUAUUAGGAUGCCAUCGUGAGCACUGCUCGCUUGUCGAAAUUCUCGUUUUAUUUUUGUCUUCUAAUACCAGCCGUCAAAAUACACUUGUCUGGCUUUUACUUGACACUUUUGGAGGUGUGUUUCUGUUGGGAACUGGAGAAGACUGCACAUGGCAAAAGACUCAACUUCUAGGAAGACUGUUAUGCACAAUAUUUCAUUUUUACAUAAAGCCAAGAGCUACCCUCUUCUAGUGUUGUGCGCGAAAAUUGUGAUAAUAAAAUAAUAAGAAAAAUGUCACCAGAA
This is a messenger RNA of Pomacea canaliculata, 3833 nucleotides long. RefSeq names its product glutamate receptor ionotropic, kainate 3-like. Gene Ontology annotation, cellular component: postsynaptic membrane; plasma membrane. Gene Ontology annotation, molecular function: transmitter-gated monoatomic ion channel activity involved in regulation of postsynaptic membrane potential; glutamate-gated receptor activity. The record is from RefSeq and is a predicted model, not a curated record. Bases 127 to 1650 code for a protein of 507 amino acids. Lineage: Eukaryota; Metazoa; Mollusca; Gastropoda; Architaenioglossa; Ampullariidae. Gene Ontology annotation, biological process: modulation of chemical synaptic transmission; monoatomic ion transport; synaptic transmission, glutamatergic. The transcript is spliced from 10 exons.